AAAAUAUACUUAGAUAAAAUCAAAAGUAAGAAACCAAUCCAAUCAGUAAUCCAUCUCUCUUUCCACGACUAGAGAAAACUCUGAACCCACCCGUAAGUAAGGAGAGUGAGGAUUCGACUCAGAGAAGAGUGGGAAUCCAAUCUCGUUUGAGCAAUAAUCAACAGUAGACAGGCCUGGCUGCUUAUUUAAAUGAGGUUUGGUUUUGUAAUUGUCGAGGUGGUGCCCAUGUCAUGCAAAUAUUGAUGCAACACAGUCUACAAGUACAACAUGGCUUUGAGAGCAGCAAAUGCAAAGCUUUGCACAUCUCUUCUUCCUGUACCUUGUUGUCUCCUGCAGCAUCGUUCCUGUCACUUGAUCACUUCAUCUCAAAUGUUCCAAGAAACCAUAAGAAAUACGGUUGAAGCCAAAGCAUACGAGAAGAUACCUGAUCUCCUCAUUUCCUCUGCCCAAGCAUGCCAAAACCUCAAUCCUUUCUCAUUCCUUUCAACCUAUCCCAACAACCUUAGAACACAAGUGGUUGAUCAAAUUUUGCAGUCUUUCAUCCCUCUAAGGCCUCGUUCUAGAGCGCAGAUUACUUAUUCCUGCCUCCUUUCAUUUACACUCCAAAGCUCCAAUCCCUUCCCUCUUGCUCUUGCUAUUCUCCAACGAACUCUUCGCUCUGGCUGCGUCCCUGUCCCCCAAACCCUUCUUCUCCUCUCUUCUGCUUGGAUGAACUGCCGGAAAGAAUCUCUGUCUGUGUCUGAGAUCUUAUUGGAUAUGCAGUCAAUUGGAUAUCAUCCUGACUGUGGAGUGUGCAAUUACCUGAUAUCUUCUUUGUGUUCUGUUGAUCAGUUGAAUGAGGCGGUUAAACUCUUAAAGGGUAUGAGUAGGGUAGGAUGUAUUCCUGAUUUGGAGAGUUUUGACACAGUAAUUGGUGCAAUGUGCACUGUCAGAAGAACAGCCGAGGUAGUAGAUGUGAUUAAGCAAAUGGUGGAGAAAGUUGGGUUGACUCCAAGGCAGGGGACAGUUAUGAAAGUGGCAGCAGCAUUGCGAGCAAACAAAGAGAUAUGGAGAGCAGUUGAGAUGAUUGAGUUCUUAGAGAGGGAGGGUUACCCUGUCAGCUGUGAGAGCUAUGAAUUGGUGGUUAACGGGUGCUUGGAUGUGGGUGAGUAUAUUUUGGCGGGGAAGGUUGUGAUUAGGAUGACGGAGAGAGGUUUUAUACCUUAUAUCAGGACCAGACUGAAGGUUGUUGAGAGGUUGGCUGGCGCUGGUGAAUGGGAGCUAGCUUGUUCUGUGAGGCAACGAUUUAGAGAAUUGAAGUCGUAGCUCCCUGUAUUUCUUUGAGGCCAUGGAUUCCAGUUCUUUACGUCGAUGGGAGCUGGUACUCAGUCCAUUUGAAGUAUGGGUUCGAUGUUCCUUUUCUCUGCCACUAAGAUUCUUAAAAGUCUGUUGUCAUUUAAUGGUAAAUUCAUGGUUCUUAAUUCUUAGUGCUAGGGCCAAGAAGAGUUCGAGAUGAAAAAUAACUUCUUGAUAGAGCUGAACAAGUUUGUGCUUGUAAACUUAUUUGGACCCAUAUGUAACAAAAUUUUUAUUUAGCACUAAAAAUAUCAACAUUUUGAAAGAAACCUAAACAGAUAGUUAUGAGAUGAAGUAUUUAUUGUUUUAACAAAGUGAAGGUAGGAUUUGAAGAAUAGGAAAAUUUUCAGCGUAAUUUCAAUAGUAGUCCUCUUGUCUCUAGGCUUGGUAAUUUUUCAGCUUAUUUUUUCUUAGAGUAGCUUUAGGCAUGAUGAAUGGGUUUAGGAUCGAACGAGGAUCCUCUUUGUGAUGUUAUUUCUCUUUCCCAGAAACGAAAUUCCUCUUCUCCUUUUGGAAUAUGAUUGAUAACUUAUAGUUUGGUUUCCCUGUUUCUUUCUUAACCACUUUCUUUUCAAACUCUAAACCGCUGUGAACUAAACUAAACAUUUAUUUGCGUCUGUAUAGAAAACUCAGCAUUUCUCAGAAUAACAAUUGGAACAUGAAUUAAUGAUGAAAUGCUAAUAAGAUAUGCCCAUGUUAUUUGAUAAACUACAUAAUCUCAGUUAAUACGCAUUAUGUUUGAAUUAUUUUCCUUGUUUUCUUUGUACUAAUUGGAAUUCCAUGGUUGCAUAUUUUACCUUGUUACUAUAUAGAAGAAGGUUAAUUUAUCAUACUGCUCAAGCCUGAACAGGGUAGCUAGCCUGCAUGGCAAUGCCGCAAGUACCUUCCUUAUCAGCCGAGUUGCGUGUUAUUCUUACAUAACCAGAUUCACCCCAGUCAAGACCCCAGGAAUUCUUCACAAUCCAGUACUUUUUACCACUAUCUUCUCCAUACCCUACUGCGGUGACUCCAUGGUUGAGAUUCUUUCCACAAUAACCAGUGAAGAUACCUGAAGAAUAGAGUUGAAAACCAUAACUGCCAGCAUCGAUUGCAACAGAGACAGGUUGGCGAGCAACUGCGGCUUGUAGGCUUUUCUCGUUAUUGACAGGGAUAAUCUUCUUCGGUGGAGAGUCCGUUAUCUUUUAUGAAACUAAACGCUUUCUCCAUGAAUCCACCACUACAGCCUUGGUUCCCAGAGUUGACAUCGCAGUCCACAAGUUCUUGCUCUGAUAGUGACACCAAGUUUCCAGUUUUGAUUUUGUUAAUUCCUUCAACAGCUGCUACGGCUGAGAAAGCCCAACAACUUCCUGCAUUGUAAGUGUAGAACUAUCAGACGUUAAUAUGCUCAGCAGGCUGAACAUCAAGGACAUGUGAGUAUUAUCUACAACCCAACUUUUUAUCAUUGUUUGUAUAUCUUAAAGCAAAAACUGUAUUAAGCUUUGGCGUCUUGGUAUUUACUUGGAACAUAAUAGAAUAUACAUUUGUUGUAGAAUAAUUCCAGAAAGUACGAAACUAAACUUAGAAAAGUAAUUCCUGAACCAUCUUCUAGCAGAAAAACUGAAAUUUCAGGAGCAUAAAAAGGGGGAGAAAUAAAACGUAAUUUAUACCACAUUUGCCUUGCUCCUUGAUUGGAGUUACCGCACCACGCUUUCUCCAAUCCACUGUAGUCGGCAAAUCUUCUUCCUUGUCAUAGCUGAACCUCAUCUUUAGAUCUCUCCUAGUUUGGAAACCCAUGUAGUUUGUUGUGAAUUCUAUGUUUGUGAUAUCUGCAAACUUGUUGUCGCUGAGUUUGUAUGAAAGAUUUUGAGAAUUUAUGAAAUCAACAAACUCAAGGUUGGAUUUGUAUAUCCCAAAACGGUAUGCCUUUUCCUCUUCACUCUUAUAUUUUCGGCCAUAUUUGUCCUGCCACCUUUGAUAUCUGUGCCUCAUGGCUUUGGGGUCACCCUCUAGAGGCUUGUACUCUUGGGCACAUGCUGUAGAUGAUAUGCACAAAAUGCACACCAUGAAAAAUGUUAAGCUAGCACGCUCUAACAUCAUAAAAUGUUUGCUUGUCGAUAGUCUUGAGAUUAACAAUAGUAUUGAUUUCUAGUUUGUGUUUUCUACGUGUUUGAGUUCAAGUCUUGUUUAUAGUACUACGAUUCGAGGUGGUUUUGAAACGGAUAGUAUUGUUUUGCUCAUGCUUUUUGUGCUUGUGAAUUUUGUUAAGGCUUCUUUAUUGUGUACUUAUGAUGAAUGAAGUGUUUAGGCUACAUAUAGAGGUGUUGUAUUCACUACGCUAACCCACAGAUAGAGUGCUGCUAUGUUGUGAUAUUUCGACUGGUGGAUAUCAUUUCGCAGGUUAUAUAUGACGAUAAAUGAUUUUUGCACUCUCAUUUUCUUUUCUUGCAGUUUCUUUUUGUUAGUCUUUGGAUGGAAAAUAAAAAUCAAGAAACAAAAACACAAGAGCGGAAAUCGGUUGUAGACUGAACUCGUUUGCUAUCUGACUAGCCUACAUAUUAAACAGCACGUCGGAUAACAAGUAUGGCCUUAAGUUGCUGUCCAAAAUUUAGGAGUGCAAUUUGGGUUGGGUCAACCUGAAUAUGUCCAUGCCCAUUUCAAAUCCGAUCGGACAGGUUAUAAUGAAGAAAAAAAGCCCGCCCAAACACAAUCAAACCUCAACAUGAUCAUUUAUUGGGUGGGUUGGGUUGUUGUCUUGCUCGGCCAUGUCAACCCCAACCCAACCCGACUUUUUGAGUCUGAAUUCACUCAAGCACAUAAUAUACCCUCCCACUUCAUAUUAUAUAAGUUUUGGAAUGACUAUACUUGAACUUUAUUGUUGGUUUUCAUAUGGGUAAUAACAAAUGAAGUUUUACUUUGAUA
Molecule: messenger RNA, 4233 nt
Organism: Malus domestica (apple)
Lineage: Eukaryota; Viridiplantae; Streptophyta; Magnoliopsida; Rosales; Rosaceae
Source: RefSeq, a predicted model, not a curated record